CCAAACGUUCUCACAGGACUUGGCGACCACGCACACAUACGCACUCCUCACUGUGAGUUGUGACUAAGUUCCGGAAAGUGCGCGUAGAACUCUCAGUUUGUUAAGUUUCGCGGCGCGAACGACUGUCCGCUGACCCCGAGAUUUUUUUUGUUUGCUGAAAUACUCCUUUCUUCGUAUUUCAACAUGAUGUGGUGGGCGGUAUGGUGCGCGGCGGUGGUUGCAGGCAGCGCAGGCGCAGCAGCCGCGCCAGCGCCCGACUCCCUUGGACCCCUCGACCUCGUACAGAUUGACCCCCCCGCGCCUGAUGACGAUGGUGUCAGCUACGCCAUGCCUCCCAUAGGAGGCCGCUACGGCUCUGGAGCACCAUGGCUGUACCUCCUAGCAGAGAUGCCACGUGACUCACAGGCGAGCGGUCGGGUGAAGAGGCGUAUGCCGUCCCUGUCGAUCGACCUGCCGAUGUCGGUGCUGCGUCAGAAACUGAGCCUGGAGAAGGAGCGGAAGGUGCAAGCGCUGCGGGCGGCCGUCAACAGGAACUUCUUGAACGACAUCGGCAAGCGAGGUUUCCAGUGGGCGCCCUCCGAAAACGCAAGAUAUUUUUAAGCAUGUCUAGUGCGAUCGCUUUUCUUUGAUUGGUUUGAACUGAUUUAAAUUAUACCUACCUGCCUAGAAAUUUGUGACAAUUGUGACUCACUACAUUGUAGAUUUCAAAGAUAUUAAUAUUUAAUUAACAUUUCUCAAGUGUAGAUAGAUAAAUAAUGUACUUAUUGUAGAAAAAGUUUCAUGAGAUCUCAAAGUCUAUUUAUAAUAUUAUAGGAUGUCAUAAAAUAUACCAAUAUGUAGAGUAGUGAAAACUUAAUGCAAAAGUCUUCAAUAUAAAUAAAAAAUAUGUAUUUUAGAAGGAAAACUUUGAAACAUGUCUAAAUUUUAAUUUUAAGUAGAGUUUAAAUUAUUUAUUUGUAUGUUUUACUGUAAUAUAUAAAGUACACAACA
Molecule: messenger RNA, 990 nt
Organism: Ostrinia nubilalis (European corn borer)
Lineage: Eukaryota; Metazoa; Arthropoda; Insecta; Lepidoptera; Crambidae
Gene: Dh44
Product: diuretic hormone 41-like
Exons: 6
Coding region: 184-600 (138 amino acids)
Cellular component (GO): extracellular region
Molecular function (GO): hormone activity
Source: RefSeq, a predicted model, not a curated record